AUAUUUCACAUUCUCCAGAAUGUUAAGUGACACUUUAACUGCUCACUGUGGUGGGGAAGGGGGCAGAGGUAGGUGAGCGCUCUUCCAGCCUAGAGCAGCCAGAUCAGCCCAGAAAGCGGCGACGGCCCAGGCCAGCACUCCCGCACAAAUCUCCGCAGACCGGCUGUUGGGGGAAAAAAGUGUUAGCCGUCUCUCCCGGAUCUGCAAGGGGGAAAAAAUUUGGAACCAUAAAGUUGAAAACUUUUUUCUCUCAGUUUGGAAGAAGCCGUUCGUCAUGAAUGGGAUCUGCGGAGCUCAGGCGAGAGGAGGCGAGAGGCGAAAAGGAGGGGAGAUUUCUCGCCUGCCGCUCGCGCUGGGGCUCGAUGUGAAUAUAUAUUAUGUCUGCCUGUUCUCCCCUCGUCGGUGGCUAAGGUCAGCCGCUUGGAACAGACCCGGGAGGAGGGGGGCAGAGAGGGGAAGGGGAGGGUCCGGCUUGUCAUGUGACCCCCAGGGGUGCCAAUGUCCGAUCCUGAGGGUAUCAGGCCCUUGCAAGUUGUCACCCACUGCCCGGGCCUCACCCAGCGAUGCAGAAAGCCACCUACUACGACAACGCCACGGCUGCGCUCUUCGGAGGCUACUCCUCGUACCCUGGUAGCAAUGGCUUCGGCUACGACGGUCCCCCCCAACCCCCUUUUCAGGCUGCCACGCACCUGGAGGGUGACUAUCAACGCUCAGCGUGCUCGCUGCAGUCCCUGGGCAACGCUGCCCCUCAUGCCAAGAGCAAGGAGCUCAAUGGCAGCUGCAUGAGGCCCGGCCUGGCCCCGGAUCCCCUGCCCGCCCCGCCCGGCUCACCCCCGCCCAGCGCCGCACCUACCAGUACCACUAGCAACAGCAAUAAUGGGGUCGGGCCCAGCAAAAGCGCUCCCCCCAAGUGUGGUCCUGGCUCCAACUCCACCCUCACCAAACAGAUAUUCCCUUGGAUGAAAGAGUCGAGGCAAACGUCCAAGCUGAAAAACAGCUCCCCCGGCACAGCAGAGGGCUGCGGCGGCGGCGGUGGUGGAGGAGGCAGUGGGGGCGGCAGCGGGGGCAGCGGCAGCAGCGGGGGAGGGGACAAGAGCCCCCCGGGGUCGGCGGCGUCCAAGCGGGCGCGGACGGCGUACACAAGUGCGCAGCUGGUGGAGCUGGAGAAGGAGUUCCACUUCAACCGCUACCUGUGCCGGCCUCGCCGCGUGGAGAUGGCCAACCUGCUGAACCUCAGCGAGCGGCAAAUCAAGAUCUGGUUCCAGAACCGGCGCAUGAAGUACAAGAAGGACCAGAAGGCCAAGGGGCUGGCCUCGUCGUCGGGGGGGCCCUCUCCAGCCGGCAGCCCCCCGCAACCCAUGCAAUCCACGGCGGGCUUCAUGAACGCCUUACAUUCCAUGACGCCCAGCUACGAGAGCCCGUCCCCGCCUGCCUUCGGCAAAGCCCACCAGAAUGCCUACGCGUUGCCCUCCAACUAUCAGCCCCCUCUCAAAGGCUGCGGCGCCCCCCAGAAAUACCCCCCGACCCCGGCGCCGGAUUAUGAGCCCCACGUCCUCCAAGCCAACGGGGGCGCCUACGGGACGCCCACUAUGCAGGGCAGCCCGGUGUACGUGGGCGGGGGCGGCUACGACGAUCCGCUGCCGCCCCCUGCCGGCCCCUCCCUCUAUGGCCUCAACCACCUUUCACAUCACCCUUCGGGGAAUCUGGACUACAAUGGGGCGCCCCCUAUGGCCGCCAGCCAGCACCACGGACCCUGCGAUCCCCAUCCCACCUACACGGAUCUCUCCUCUCACCAUGCGCCUCCUCCUCAGGGUAGAAUCCAAGAAGCGCCCAAAUUAACUCACCUGUGAUAGGAAAGGGAGGACGGACGGGCCAGGUCAAAGGCGAAGGGUAGAGGUGAGGAGGACUGCGGAGCUCUGGGAAGGCAGCCUGGAGUUCUGAAAGAUAGGCCAGGGAGGUGGUAGCCAGGCUUGCUGGAUAGUACGGGCCUGGGGCGCCUUCCCCUCCCCCUGGCCUGAGAGGUUGCUUUUAAAUCCUCUACCCUUAGUUCCAUCUGCCUGCCAACCCAUGAGAAAGGAAUCCACAGCAGAUUGGAGAUGACUCCAUCAACCCCAGGGCUCUAGCUCUAGCAGCUGGAAUUCCACGCAGGGCAGUGGGGUAGAGGAAAACGAAGUAGAAAAACAAGGCAGAGAAGCACAUUUUAAAAAACAGACAAGAUGGCUAGGCCAUCAUCAACCAACUUACUUUCUAUCUCUGCGGGUAAUUCUCCCAAAUUUUAAUUUUUUAGUCUCUCAAUUCUCCUUUAAAAAAAUAAGAAAACACAUUUCAAACCCAAGGGCACAAAGCACGUUCCCCUCUCACUUCCCUAAAACCUCAAAUUUCCUCCCAUCUAUGGGAAGUUUAUUGGAGUCCCUUCUCUAUUUCUAACCCUAUGUUUUUCCUGCUCUAGGACAUUAAUAUCUAUACCCCACUCCCAUCAAUUACAGUUGUUAGAGGGCUCAGGGAUGGUGAGAGAUCCUGAAAGUCAGAGCUGCCUAUAUCAUAAAUAUAUAUAUAUUUUUUUUUUCUUUUAAGGAAAAGUUUGGAGGCCAGAGCAGGCAAGUUGUUAGGACUGAAGGUUUGCCCAUUCUGCUGCCUCUGUCUCAGCUCCAGAUCCAUCCCCCUCUCUCCACAGAAAGCAGUCAGAGACAUAAGGUUCUACACUUUUCUUCUGUUGCUCUCUUGACUUAACGUGAAAACAGGGUAUAUUUGAACAAACUGUCUGUCCCAGGCAGGAGCUGCAGCUGGGCUUGUGUGCCUCGCUCAACCUCCUGACAGGACACUUUUGUUGCACUUAGAGUUUACAUUUUAAUGGAUAUAAAAACAACUGUGAGAGAUGCCUGGGCCUGCAGAAGUCCAGCAUCGCUCAAAAAGCGUGUGUUCUAGUGAACAUUUUCAUAUAUAUUUAUUGGUUAUAGCCUGUUAAAAUAUUUUCUUUUUGUAUUAUUUAUCCCCCCUACAUUAUGUAUUUAUAUGAGGGAAAAAGGAAAAAAAAUUGUACUUUUUUAGUAAUUACUUGUUACAAAAGACGUUGUGUUUCCUGUCAUGUAAAACCAGCUAUUUUAGUUAUUGUACUCUAGAAUAAAGAGCUGUAGAUUUAUGUUAAACUCGUACUUAUGAGCAAUUGUAAUUAGUUCUAAAAGGCAUGAACCUCAGCUCCUAAUCGUCACUGUAUAGUCCUGAAUUUGUAGAAUUAGAGUUAAUUCUCACUUGGAACUUUCUUUGUUCUUCUGUAGUUACUUUUUUUCUUUACCUAAAAGAGUUGUCUGUCAAACAAUUCUUGAAUAAAAUUUUCUGUUAUCAAUUUUA
Otolemur garnettii (small-eared galago) is the source of this 3348-nucleotide messenger RNA. RefSeq names its product homeobox B3 (gene HOXB3). Gene Ontology annotation, biological process: regulation of transcription by RNA polymerase II. The record is from RefSeq and is a predicted model, not a curated record. NCBI's taxonomy places the organism in Eukaryota, Metazoa, Chordata, Mammalia, Primates, Galagidae. Bases 564 to 1850 code for a protein of 428 amino acids. Gene Ontology annotation, cellular component: nucleus. The transcript is spliced from 5 exons. Gene Ontology annotation, molecular function: DNA-binding transcription factor activity, RNA polymerase II-specific; RNA polymerase II cis-regulatory region sequence-specific DNA binding.